Molecule: messenger RNA, 654 nt
Organism: Enterobius vermicularis (human pinworm)
Lineage: Eukaryota; Metazoa; Nematoda; Chromadorea; Rhabditida; Oxyuridae
Source: the annotation of a GenBank genome assembly
AUGAACGACGAACAGUGUUGUGAAGGUGAAGUGGUACUUGAGGAAGAUUUGGAUUCUGACAAAGACGUUACUCAGGAACAGGAAGAAGACGCAGAAUUGGAACUGCAGCAUGAUCAAGACAAGAGACCAGAUGAUGAAUCUGCACAACCUGAAGAAGCUGCCAGUCCUCCAAAUCUAGAGGAAAAUUUGGAAGAAGCACAAGAAAAUGUAGAAACAACCUCUACAGACGUUAGAAUGGACGACGAUAUUGGUGGUGACUGGGAAGAACAGAAGCAACAGGAACCUCAAGAAGACGAGGAGGAGAUAGUAAGUUAUAGGCGAAGUGAACCAGAAGAGGUAAUUGAAGAAACUGAAGAAGUUUCAGACUUCGUCAGAAAUGAGGAGGAAGAAAAAGAAGAAGAGAAGGUAAGAGGGUUUCCACAGGAGAAGAGAAAAGAGUUGUCACCAGAAAGCCUUUCAUCAGCCGCCGAAAGCGCCGCAGCAGUUACAGAAAAAGGCAAGGUAUCAAACCUGAAAUCACUAUGGGAAACUAAUGCAAUAUAUAAAAAACCGGUAAUUAGAGAGGAUUACAAAAAAGAAUACGGCGUUGGAUCAGCACGUGUCAAAGUCGACACAUCAGCUUACGAAAAAGAUUCCCAAGAUGCGACGAACUGA